Chenopodium quinoa (quinoa) is the source of this 1014-nucleotide messenger RNA. RefSeq lists its product as uncharacterized. The record is from RefSeq and is a predicted model, not a curated record. Lineage: Eukaryota; Viridiplantae; Streptophyta; Magnoliopsida; Caryophyllales; Amaranthaceae. The transcript is spliced from 2 exons. Bases 1 to 1014 code for a protein of 337 amino acids.
AUGAAAACUAACCUCAACUCAACACUGAAACCACCAAAAGCACGAACCCCUCCAUCCAAACCUCCAUCCACUGACGGCUCACCUGAACCAGUCCCAAUCGCCGUCGUUCACCCAUCUGCUCCGCCAAAGAGGAAGGCUAUAACCACGAAAGGAGGCGACAGGAAGAGGCGAAACUCUCAAAAUUUUCCAUCUUGGAACUACACUCACGGCUAUCAUAUCAAUUAUGACUGGUGUACAUCAAAACAAUCUUUGCUUCGCCUGAGCCUUAAACUUGAGAGUGGGACAAUUUCUUUCUUGUCUAGAGGUAGAGAGGAGAAAAAUAGAGGGAAGGGAAAAACACAAGUUAUAGAGGGAGAUACAAGUGCAUCAGAAGAGGAGGGAAGUGAAUCAGAAGAAGAAGAGAGUAAAGAAAACAGUGAGGGAGACAAAGAAGAGGAAGAAAUUUCUGAGGGGGAAGCACAGGAGGCAGAACCUGAGAAAGGAGAGGAGACUCAGAGUGAGAGGGAACCUAGUUCAGAGACUGAGAGUCUUGAAUUCCCUUUUGUUCCUGUUUUUAAGGGGGAACUCAGAAGGAGUAAGAGGAAAAUUGUCAAACCUACCGUUUCUACUCCAAAGCCUGUGAUAAUUGAAGACAUUAGUUCUUCAGACCACUCUGACCCUGAUUUUACCCCUACUCAAGUUCCUUUUGCUUCUGAGCCUUCUUCUAUUCAUAAUUCCCCUCCAACACAAGAUGACCCUUCUUCCAUUCAUGUUUCACCUCCAAAAAAAACUUCUCCUUCUCCAGCUUUUCCUCCAUCACAGCCUACAGGCUUUGCUGCCUUCUCUGGAACAAAUGUGUCUGUUUUUUUAUCUUCAACAGGUGAAAGCAUAGAUGGAGAAGCUGACUACAAUGGUCAGCAACAAGCUGGAGGACAUGGCCAAGCAAAUGACCUCUCUUCAAGGCCAGCUACAAGCUCUGGCAGAAUCUCAGGCCACAGGCUUUGUAGGGGUGGAGGAGAAGCUUGUAAAGGCUGA